Molecule: messenger RNA, 1166 nt
Organism: Hevea brasiliensis (rubber tree)
Lineage: Eukaryota; Viridiplantae; Streptophyta; Magnoliopsida; Malpighiales; Euphorbiaceae
Exons: 6
Coding region: 1-1056 (351 amino acids)
Molecular function (GO): lipid binding
Source: RefSeq, a predicted model, not a curated record
AUGAUCAGUUCAAAAAAGGAUGAACCGUGUCAUGAUUAUAAUACUGCUGACAAAAAAUCAACCUCACUAACCAUUUCAGAAUAUGAAAAUUGCAGCCCAUCACAGCAGAAUGAAGAACAAUCUAAUGUUGCCAAUCUUGUGACGGAGAAGGAUUUAGAACAUUUAUGCCAGCUUAUUGAGAUGAAAGAUGGAGGUCCUACAUGGAUACAAAUGAUGGAUUGCUCCACCCCUGGUAUGAGGUGUCAAGCAUGGAGGAGAGAACCCAAGACUGGUCCGCCUCAAUAUCAAACUAGAACCGUGUUUGAGAAUGCAACACCAGAGAUGGUGCGAGACUUCUUCUGGGAUGAUGAAUUUCGGGCAACUUGGGAUGACAUGCUUGCAUAUUCUGCUAUGAUAGAUGAGUGUCUCACUACUGGGACUAUGAUUGUGCAAUGGAUUAGAAAAUUUCCAUUUUUCUGCAGUGACAGAGAAUACAUAAUAGGCCGACGAAUAUGGGAGUCGGGUGGAUCUUAUUACUGUGUGACAAAGGGAGUACCCUGCUUAUCUGUACCAAGGCGAGCUAAACCCAGACGUGUCGAUCUCUACUACUCAAGUUGGUGUAUUCGAGCAGUGGAAUCAAGAAUGGGGGAUGGCCGUUUGAUUGCCUGUGAGGUAUUACUUUUCCAUCACGAAGAAAUGGGUGUACCAUGGGAAAUUGCAAAGCUUGGAGUAAAGCAUGGGAUGUGGGGAACUGUCAAAAAGUUUGAGCCUGGCUUAAGGGCAUACCAGAAAGCAAGAGCAUCUGGUGUUCCACUUUCUCGGCCUGCAUUCAUGGCUCAAAUCACUACCAAAAUAAAUUCAGGGCUCCAUAGAUCCUUGGCAGUCAAUGAGAAUUCAUCAGAGGCUAAGGUAGCAGCAGCAGCAACUUCAUCCAACAGAUCUUUGGGCAGGAAGAUACCAAAGUGGUUAAUUUUUGGUGGGGUCUUUGUCCUUGCUUGCAGCAUUGAUAGGGGACUCUUAACCAAGGCAUUUAUAUUUGGCGUAGCUAGAAAGUUUGCAAAUAUAGGAAAAAGAUAGUAAAUUGAGUGUUGAAGACUACGGUUUUUUUCAUCUUUUCAAACACUUAAGGGAUGCUCUUUUUUUUCUUCAGGCGAUGUCUCUGUCAAAUGAGAAUACAUUUGAACCAA